GGUCCGCACUGCGCUCUUGGGAACAAUAGGAGCAAAAGCCGUAGGGAACAGUGAGUGAGGCGGCCGUUUGGGUGAGAGCCGGUGGUCCAAAGGGCCCGGUGCCUGGGCCAUGUUCUGCGAGAAGGCCAUGGAGCUGGUCCGGGAGCUGCACCGCGCGGCCGAGGGAAGGCUGCCUGCUUUCAACGAAGAUGGACUGAGGCAAGUUCUGGAGGAGAUGAAAGCUUUAUAUGAGCAAAACCAAUCUGAUGUGAAUGAAGCAAAGUCAAGUGGACGAGGUGACCUGAUACCAACCAUCAAGUUUCGACACUGUUCUUUGCUGAGAAAUCGGCGCUGCGCUGUAGCCUACCUGUAUGACCGGCUGCUUCGGAUUAGAGCACUCAGGUGGGAAUAUGGCAGUGUCUUGCCAAGUGCUUUACGAUUUCACAUGUCUGCUGAAGAAAUGGACUGGUUCAAUCGUUAUAAAAAGUCCCUUGCUACCUACAUGAGGUCAUUGGGAGGAGACAAAGGUUUGGACAUCACACAGGAUAUGAAACCUCCAAAAAGCCUAUAUAUAGAAGUGCGGUGUCUAAAAGGCUACGGAGAAUUUGAAGUUGAGGAUGGUACUUCAGUGCUAUUAAAAAAAAAUAGCCAGCACUUUUUACCUCGGUGGAAGUGCGAGCAGCUGAUUAGACAAGGCAUUCUGGAGCACGUGCUGUCAUGACCCCUGGGCGGAUGGCUGCUAAGACUCCCUCCUGGUGUGAGACUGCACCCAACCAAGGUCACUUCUCCACCUCCCCAAGGCCCACUGCCUUUUGGUUCUAAAAUUGAGACAUUCUUUAACCAGGAAUGCUUGGCGGAGGAGUAUGGUUUGUUUUUUUCUUUUCAUUUGGAUGUUAGUUUCUCUUUUAUUUCAUUUCUGAAUAUAAUUCCAUUACCUUGCAUGGUAAACAUAUUUGUGAAUCUAUGUUGUGUUUGUACUUUGAAGUAUUGGUUCUCAAAAGAGAAUUUGCACUCUGGCCGUACAGAGACUCCACAGACAUCCACCUGCUGUCACAGCUCUAGAGCGAAGUCUACGAUCAGGGUUCUAACAGAUGCUCUGCCUAAAGAGAAUGCUUCCCAGCUCGUAUACUGCCAUCUUCUCAUUCUGUCUUCACAACAUGCGAGAGGUUUGAUUUUCUAUUGUCCAGGAUUCUACCCUCUGUGUAGUAAGUUGUAUCUGUAAUCAUAACGUUUCUACAAUUCCCAAAAUACUAUCGUGUGUUUUAGCUUCAUUUAGCUACAUUCAUUACAUGUUCAUCUCUUAAACAUUGAGGGAGAGUUUCGCCUGGAUGUAUAGGGAGGUCUUAUGUCCCUGGGCCUCUUGUAUUGUUGCUGGAAGUGUGCCUGUGCAAGCCAGGGAGCUGGAUUUCUGAAGUUUGUGUUUCCAAAUCACAUGGGCAGGUGGAGCCGGUGGUCUUUAGAGAACACAAUGGAUUUUGCCCAUUUCCAGCAGUGGUGGCUGGUCUUGCUCGUGCCUGUCUGCGAGCUUGUGUGGCAGGAUAUCCAUUUUGGAAAGGGAAGUUGAGAUUGGGGCUAGGAAAGGAAUUUUGUGCAGUUUCCCCCCAAGAGUCACGUUGACCAAGAAGUCACAUGAAGAGCUGAUCAGCUAAGUGGAGGGUAAUUUCUACUGCCCAAUAAAAUGAUAGGCGGAGAGGCACCAGGUGGUCCUACCUGCUGGUCAAUGGCCUUUCUCCACCAGUCCCCUCCAUGACCAGCCCAGUAAUCUCAGAGACAUUCAAGUUUAAAAUACAGAUAAACCCCGUACCUGGCACUCUCUGCAGUAUAUUUCUUAAACAGGAAUAUUUCUGGCCAAAAUUCUACUCAAGUAGUCAAGCUAUGAGAGCCUCCACCUAGGUUGUGGAUCUGCAUAUUUUCACAACACAUGUAUUAAUACUUAGUCACCAAGUGGCCCUUGGCAGAUUCUUUUCCAGGCUCUGCGGUUCAUAGGCUCUGUUUCCCGACCAGAGAUUGAACCUGUGCCCUGGGCAUUGAAAGCACAGAGCCCUAAAAUAAUUCCUUCCAUAGAUUCAUAGCCAGAUCGGAUUUUCAUCUGAAUCUCUGCCAAUAAACAAUGAGGAAAAUUUCCCUAAUGAGUGGGGUGGAUGAUGUGUUAACUGUAGCUCAGUGGUCACUGCCCUUGCAUCCUGUUCUUCCAAGCAUGUGGGACCACGUGCAGGUGAGCCCUGAGGCCAUGUGAGUCAGCUGUGAGGAGGAGCCUGCGGCAGAGGCCGCGGCCCUGUUGCCGGCCCAGCAUCAUUUCUGUAUAUAAACCAUAGAUGUACUUUUCUGAUUCAUUACCAAAAUAAAAUAAUUAUGUUUCUUACUUGAAGUAAAUAUAUACUGGCUGAAAAAUUAAAGUGUUGUAGGUUUUAUUGAUUUAUGUUGACUGGUCCUAUAGAGUUGUGGCUAGAAUUUUAAAAUGCAUGUUUUUUUAUUUAAGAGUAAUAAGUGCACAAUUAAAAAGAUAAAAGAAAACAUACAAUGUAGAAAAUGAAAGUAAGUUCCUAUUUUACCUACUGAAUGCCACCGUCCAGUGUGCCCAUUGUUAACUGAUUACGGAUAUAAAGUACAUUCCCAUUUCAGGUGUUUUUCCAAUGAAAUACUUUCCAGUUUUUAUUCCUCAUGUGAAUGGAAUCUUCUUUUCUAUUUUCUAACAGGUUUUGGAUGAUAAAUAUUAAAAAUAUUUAAUAUUUAUUAAUACUAUUAAUAAUUAGCAUUAAUUAUAUUUAAUUGUAUUAUACAUUAAUUAGUAUCAAUUAUUAAUAUUAAAUAUUAAAAAGCAGUAAAUUAUGACUUGGCCACUUUCUUAUAUAAAGUCAUUUCUUAUUCACAUUGAUUUUGUCAUCUGGAACUUUCAGAAAAAUGUUGACUACUGCUGGUAAUAGCUGACAGCUUAUCCUUUUCCUAAUUUGACCUGAAUGACACAGUCUUCUUCAUCACUCCACCCCCUACUUCUCCAGGAAAAACUCACAAGACUUGUGGCCUUCUUCAGUGCAACCUGAAACUUCAAAAUACAUUUAAAACCGUAGUUAAAAAAAAAAAGUAAAACGGUGGUAAUUAACAAACAUGAUUUUUUCCAAGUGCACUUUUGGAACUUGAGUGAUGAUCAUAUAUGGUUUCUCACUUAACUCCCUAAAGUUAUGGAUUACAUAUAUGUAACUGUUGCACUAUCUUACAGUCCAUUUGUAAUUCUUCUUGGCCAUGGUGUGUUAACCAUUCAUUGAACUGCAAGAUUUGAUUUGCUGUUAUUUUAUUGUGAAAUUUUGCAACUUUGAGUGGUGCUGUUUUAUAGUGCUUAGCAAGAGGGGAUGGAUGUGUAUGUAUUCACACAUGUGUCUGCUUUGUCGGUGUUUUCAGCCAUUGUUCCUAUGAAACAGCUAUCCAAACACAAUGGCUUUAAACCACACCACUCUUGACCUUUGCAGUUCUGCAGGUUUGCUGGGCUCAGCUGGGAGGUUCUGCAGCUCUUGCUUGGGGUCCCUGAUGCAGUUGCAUUCCUCUGGUAACCUGACUCGUAUGGCUUGGCCUCUGUUCUCCGUGUGGGCCUCUUGCGAGGUUCUAUCCAGUGAGCUGAUUGGGCUUCUUACCUGGCAGCUUGGGACCCUGCAAGGUUAAGAAGGUGGAUGUGUAUGCUGCUAGUUUUCUGAACGACUAGGCCGGUAGUGAACUAGCACCAUUUUCUGCCAAAUUCAGUCAACUAAUACAGCCCCAGGUGCUCAGAGUCAAUGAAGAGGCCACAUGAAGCAUGUAAAGGCAGGACAGCAAGAGGCCCCACAGUCAGAUGGGGUGUCAGGGUUCUGGUGUCAGUUUUCAGUGGUGCACGUUCCUUUAUUUUUCACAGAAAUGUACCUUUUAAAAUAGCACUAAUACCUAUAUAACUAUCUCAGUAUGAAUCUUCUUUGGAGAGAUACUUGAUGAAUUUUUGUCUUUUCUUUGUUUGAGGUCAAACUUUUCUACUUUUUCUUAAGUUAAUUUCAGUCAGUCUUUUUUUCUAAGCUUUUUUAAUCUAUAUUUUGAAAUGUAUCACGGAAUUUUUUUUUCUUUUCACUACAUAUGAUUAUCCCCAAUAUGUGUCUGUCUUUCCUUUUUGGUCUUAGUCCUAUAACCAGAAGAAGUGUCUGUAAUGAUACUGCAUUAAUGCUUUAGGAUGUAGUGGAGGGAGAUGCUAAUUUCACAUGGUCUAUUGCUUUUCACAAUUAAUGGUAUUUUAGGAUGAGUUGAAUUCAUUCUGUUUUGUAACUUUACAAAAACAAUGUUUUCAUAUAGUACAAAAUGCAGUAACAAAGAAGGUAGCCAUCUACAAAGUCAAAGACAGAGGCCUCAGGAAAAACAAACCUGCUAAUAAGUUUGAUCUUGGAUUUCUAGCCUCCAGAAUUGUAAGAAAAUAAAUUUAUUUUGAUUCAGUCACCCUUGUAAUAUUCUGUUUUGGCAGCCCCUGCAAACUAAUAUAGGGUGUUUAGUAUCUUUUUUUUUUUUAAUGUAUUUCCCUAAUAGAGAGACACUUGAACAGUUUCCAUCCUUUUGCUGUUAUAGACAGAGCUAUAUGGGUAACCUUGUACAUACAUCAUUUUACACAUACAUAGCUUGGUGUGUAGGAUAAUUGUAAAUUUGAUGGGAUUUGUAAUUUUUAUAGGAAUUAUAAUUUGUACUACACCAGAAAUUAUGAGAGUCACUCCCCCUCACCUUCUUUGCCAACAGUAUGUUAUUUCCAGUUGGGGCUGUUACAGAAAAGAUGCCAGGAACGUUGAUGUACAAGUCUGUUACGGAUGCGUAUGUCUUUUCCUUUGGGCAGAUAACUAGGAGUAAAAUGGCUAGGUCUUCAUGUAGGUGUGAUUUUAACUUUUGAAGAAACUUCCAAACUCCUCCAAGGUGGUUGUGGAUUUGCAUUCACACCAGCAGUGUAUGAGUUUGAGUUCUUCUACAUCCCCUCCAAUACUUGGUAUGAUUAGCCUUUUAAAUUUUACCCAUUCUAAUCAGAGUGUAGUACUGUCUCACUGAGAUUUUAAUUUGUAUUAAAAUCAAAGUAAAGAGAUGGAAAUACCAGACCACCUGACCUGCCUCCUGAGAAAUCUGUAUGCAGGUCAAGAAGCAACAGGUA
This is a messenger RNA of Cervus elaphus (red deer), 5116 nucleotides long. RefSeq names its product DNA replication complex GINS protein PSF1-like. The record is from RefSeq and is a predicted model, not a curated record. The transcript has 7 exons. Gene Ontology annotation, cellular component: GINS complex. Lineage: Eukaryota; Metazoa; Chordata; Mammalia; Artiodactyla; Cervidae. The coding region runs from base 110 to 700 and encodes 196 amino acids. Gene Ontology annotation, biological process: DNA strand elongation involved in mitotic DNA replication; DNA replication.